Phyllostomus discolor (pale spear-nosed bat) is the source of this 925-nucleotide messenger RNA. RefSeq names its product keratin-associated protein 10-3-like. Gene Ontology annotation, cellular component: keratin filament. The record is from RefSeq and is a predicted model, not a curated record. NCBI's taxonomy places the organism in Eukaryota, Metazoa, Chordata, Mammalia, Chiroptera, Phyllostomidae. The transcript is spliced from 2 exons. The coding region runs from base 42 to 707 and encodes 221 amino acids.
CACACCUUCUCCCAGCUCACCUCCAGCUCCACCACCCCACCAUGGCCGUCUCCACCCUGUCCGUCUGCUCCAGCGACCUGAGCUAUGGCAACCGCAUCUGCCUGCCCGGUUCCAGUGACUCUUGCACUGACUCCCAGCAGGUGGACGACUGUCCAGAGAGCUGCUGCCAGCCCUCCUGCUGUGCCCCCAGCUGCUGUGCCCCAGCCCCCUGCCAGACCCUCAUCUGUGCCCCAGUGAGCUGUGUGUCCAGUCCCUGCUGCCAGGCAAUCUGUGGGCCCAGCCCCUGCCAAUCAGCCUGCACCCUCUCCUGCACACCCUUGUGCUGCCAGCAGUCUGGCUGCCAGCCCUCCUGCUGCACCUCUUCCCCCUGCCAGCCCUCCUGCUGUGUGCCCGUCUGCUGCAAGCCUGUGUGCUGCACACCCAUCUGCUGCAAGUCCGUCUGUUGCACACCUGUCUGCUGCAAGCCUGUGUGCUGCACCCCCUGCCCCUCAUCCUGCUGCAGACCCUCCUCCUGUGUGUCUGUCAUCUGCCGCCCUGUGUGCAGACCUGCUUGCUGCGCACCCGUCUCCUCCUGCUGUGCCCCCACCUCCUCCUGCUGCCAGCCCAGCUGCUGCCGCCCAUCCUCCUGCGUGUCCCUCAUCUGCCGCCCUGUGUGCUCCCGCCCAGCCUGCUGCGUCCCUGCCUCAGCCCAGAAGACCUGUUGCUGACCAGGCAUGUCCCCUCAGGGCCAGCUGGGUUCAAGUCUCACCUUGUGACUGUGGUCCUCCCAGCCACCACUCAGUUUAGCCCUGACCCAUGUUAUAUGGCUGACCCCACCCAGGAUGGGGUCCCUCCGGUCUCCCCUGUCCUCACCUGACCUCUGUUCCCAGGAACCCCUGACCUUGCUGCUUCCCCAACCUCUUGCCUCCCAGGAGUCACCUCCACC